AUGGCUUCCACCAGAUCAGACCCCGUUUUAGCCGAUCCCGCAGACCCAGGCUUCUACCCACCAUCGCAGACUGCUCUCCUUCUCUUAGACUUCCACGAGAUGUUUCUUCAACAUGCUGGGCCCUCUGCCGUCACUGCCGUCGCUACGGCCGCGAGGAUGAGGAGAUGGGCCACACAGCGUGGUAUUCUUGUCAUUCACGCUCUCAUCGAUACCUCAAAGUUAGCUUUCCCCAGCUGUAAAGACGCGAACAGAUACAAAACUAUUGUGGCUGCGAUGGUCUCUUCCGGGACUAGCGCUGAGCCUACGAGCUUGACUGACGGCGCAGAUGCUGAGGAAUUGAUAUUUACGAGAAGACCUGGUCAUAUUUCUGCGCUCAAGUCGUCUGGCUUGAUGGACUUCCUGCAAGAGAGGGGUAUCGCUUCAUUGAUCUUGACUGGAUUGAGUACUUCAGGUUGCGUGUUAAGAACAGCUGUGCAAGCCACUGAUGCGGAGUUCGUCGUCACGGUUGUCAGGGAUGGAUGUGCGGAUGCGGAUGAAGAAUUGCACAAGAUUUUGAUGGAGAAGGUGUUGACUUCGAGGGGGUACGUUAUGAAUGCUGCAGAGAUCCAGGAAAUGUAUGAAUAG
Molecule: messenger RNA, 624 nt
Organism: Aureobasidium pullulans EXF-150
Lineage: Eukaryota; Fungi; Ascomycota; Dothideomycetes; Dothideales; Saccotheciaceae
Product: Isochorismatase hydrolase
Exons: 1
Coding region: 1-624 (207 amino acids)
Source: RefSeq, a predicted model, not a curated record